AUGUCAUUUCAUCACCUUCAUCAUCAUCAUCAUCUUGCCGAAAAUUCCUGGCAGGAUCGAUCAAAUCAUUUUAUUAAUACAUCGAAUGUUCCAAAUAAUUCCGAUCGAUCAACUAGUCAAACAUCCUCAAUGCCUCUUCCAUCAUCAUCAAAUUCAGGUGGUAUUGAUUUUCAACCACCUUAUUUUCCACCACCAUUUCCAAGUGUAACACAUCAACAUCCAUUUGAUCAAAUACAAUCAAAUCAUUCACAUAAUCUUGAUUAUACAUCAUCAUCACCGCCAUUUACAAAUAAUCAAACAUCACAAUCAUAUAAUUCAUUAGUUCGUUCAUCAGGUGUAAAUAUUGAUGAGACAACAACACCAUUAACUCAUCCAUAUGGUGCCUAUGCUGAAUAUGCAGCAUCUUAUUAUAGUCGUCAUGCUAUGGCACUUGAUCCAGAAUCAUUACAACUUUAUCGAAGUGGUUUAUUAGGUACUGAUCCAGCUAGUACAGCAGCUUUUCGAGUUCCUGGUCUUGAUGAUAAUGUUUCACCAGCACUUUCUGAACAUUAUCGAGCAUCACUUCAGCGAGAUUUACGUCGUGGUGAUACAAAAGAAGGUAUUCAAUUAAAUUUAGGUGCUGGUAAUCGACCUAUUGCUCCAGCAGAUGUAUUUUGUAGUGUACCCGGACGAUUAUCUUUACUUAGUUCAAAUUCUAAAUAUAAAGUUAGUGUAGCUGAAGUUCAACGACGUCUUUCACCACCAGAAUGUCUUAAUGCAUCUUUACUUGGAGCAAAAUCAAAAAAUGGUGGAAGAUUAUUACGUGAAAAACUUGAAAAAAUCGGUGUUAAUUUACCAGCUGGACGACGUAAAGCAGCUACUGUUACAUUAUUAACAUCGCUUGUUGAAGGUGAAGCUGCACAUUUAGCACGUGAUUUUCAUUAUGUAUGUGAUCAAGAAUUUCCAUCACGUCAAUGUGCAGAAUAUACAACACGUCAAUAUCAUACAACAAAUCAUUUACAAGAUCCAUCGAGUAUUACAAAACGUAAACAAAAUAUUCUUGCUACUAAACAAUUAGUUAAAGAAUUUACUGAUUUAUUAGCACAAGAUCGUUCACCAUUAGGUACAAAUAGUCGUUUAGCAUCUGUUCUUGAUGUAUCAUUUCAACGACAUUUAACAAAUUUUUCUCUUAUUACACAUGGUUUUGGUACGCCAGCAAUUAUAGGUGCAAUGUCAGCAUUACAAAAUUAUCUUACAGAAAUGAAUAAAAUAUGUGACAAACCAAUGGCAGGUUCUAUUGAAAAUAAAAAAGACAUUGAUUUAUUAAAUGACAAAACUCGUUAG
Rotaria sp. Silwood2 is the source of this 1323-nucleotide messenger RNA. Lineage: Eukaryota; Metazoa; Rotifera; Eurotatoria; Philodinida; Philodinidae. The record is from the annotation of a GenBank genome assembly.